CUAGUGUACCGCCAUAUUUGUCUUUAUAACAAUUCGUAAACAAGUGUUUGUCCUCGUCACGUAAAUGUUUAGAAAGUACUAUAAAUAAAGCGGAUGGGUGGGUCCUCAUGGAAUCCAUCAGAUCUGUCAAGAUGAACAGGUCUGUCUAGACCUUUUGUCAGCUCUUUAAUAGAGCUUGUCUUCAGAAUUCCUUAAACAUUUGUUCCACCUGUACUAAAAGAACACAUUUAUGGCAACCAACACAGGCCAGAUGGGUUUCUUACCAAGCGGAGGGGCUAUUUUCUGCAUCAUUCCUGACAUCCUCUACCUUCCAGAGCUUAUCUUUGGCGGUCUGACGUUGUCACUGGUGGCAUCUACGUACCUCUUACCUUACAACCCUCAGGCGUACGUGAUUACAGUGACAAUAUUCUGCUUCCUCACUACUUUCCUGUGGAUGAUGGUGUUUUUCUGUGGAUCUCAUCAUAACAAAGGCUCCUGGGCAACCGCAGAUGUAGCAUACCAUGGAUUUGCCACAGUCCUCUAUCUCAGCGCAUCUGUGCUUUUAGCUUUAGUAACCAUUGGAUGGACUCAGUUAGAUAACAUGUUUUUCCUUUUUUACCAGCUGGACAUUGCUGCUGUGGUUUUUUCCUUCCUGACCACUUUACUUUAUCUCACCCACACCGUUUUCUCAGCCUUGCGAUGGAAGACCUACUAAAAAAGCUUCUUUAGUCAUUUUGCAAAACAUAUGACUGCUCACCUGGCCUUUAAAGCAUGAUGUUUGCAAAAAGUAAACUGAAAAAUGCAUUUAGUCUAUCAGAAGUUAUUCAUGUGGCAAUAGUGUAUAUUACUGUUCAGGCUUUUCCUCUUCCUUUUGUAAAUUGUUCUUAUCUCAAGUAUCAUUUUUACAUUUAUGACUUAAAUAAUAAAGGAAAUAAUGAACUA
Molecule: messenger RNA, 921 nt
Organism: Danio aesculapii
Lineage: Eukaryota; Metazoa; Chordata; Actinopteri; Cypriniformes; Danionidae
Gene: mala.1
Product: mal, T cell differentiation protein a, tandem duplicate 1
Exons: 4
Coding region: 230-694 (154 amino acids)
Biological process (GO): myelination
Cellular component (GO): membrane
Molecular function (GO): structural constituent of myelin sheath
Source: RefSeq, a predicted model, not a curated record